Messenger RNA from Diospyros lotus (date-plum), 1662 nucleotides. RefSeq names its product high affinity nitrate transporter 2.7. Gene Ontology annotation, biological process: transmembrane transport. NCBI's taxonomy places the organism in Eukaryota, Viridiplantae, Streptophyta, Magnoliopsida, Ericales, Ebenaceae. Gene Ontology annotation, cellular component: membrane. Gene Ontology annotation, molecular function: nitrate transmembrane transporter activity. The record is from RefSeq and is a predicted model, not a curated record. The coding region runs from base 95 to 1486 and encodes 463 amino acids. The transcript has 2 exons.
AGCUGUACGCUUCUAUCCAAGUUACUCUGUCAUUCGUGUCCUUGUGUUUCACGAGCGCCAGCACAGCUUUUGCCUGCUCUGUAGCAGAGCGUCCAUGGAAGCACAGCCAGAGGCCAAAAGGCUGUUCCAUUUACCGGUGGAUUCCGAGCACAAGGCCACUGAGUUCCGGCCGUUCUCGCUGUCCCCGCCGCACAUGCGAGCCUUCCACUUGGCAUGGCUCUCCCUCUUCGCCUGCUUCUUCUCCACCUUUUCCAUCCCUCCGCUGCUCGCCGUCAUCCGGCGCGACCUCCGCCUCACCGACGCCGACGUCGGUAAUGCCGGCAUCGCCUCCUUCGCCGGCGCCAUCUUCUCCCGCCUAGCCAUGGGCCCCGUCUGCGAUCUUCUCGGCCCACGAACUGCCAUCGCCGCGCUCUCUCUCCUCACCGCCCCAGUGGUCCUCUCCAUCUCCCUAAUCUCGUCGCCUCAGUCUUUCAUCACAAUUCGCUUUCUCAUAGGCUUCUCGCUCGCGAAUUUCGUGGCCAACCAGUUCUGGAUGAGCUCCAUGUUCUCCGGCUCCGUGGUUGGCCUCGCCAACGGCGUUGCCGCCGGCUGGGCCAACGUCGGAUCCGGCUUCACCCAGCUCAUAAUGCCACUCAUAUACACUCUCAUCACCAAAUUCGACAUCUCAUCUUCCGCCGCUUGGCGUCUGGCUUUUCUACUCCCGGCCACAUUCCAAGCCGUCACUGCCCUCAUGGUCCUGUUCUACGGCCAGGACUUGCCGGACGGGAACUUUGAACGUCCGCAAAAACCGGCGAACAAGCCAAAACAGAAUCUUCUCGAUGAUCUCUUUCAUGGGCUCAAAAACUACCGAGGCUGGAUACUGGGCUUGACAUAUGGGUACAGUUUCGGGGUCGAAUUAACCACGGAUAACAUCAUAGCACAGUACUUCUACAACAGGUUCGACGUGAAUCUACAGACAGCCGGGGCAAUAGCGGCCAGCUUCGGGCUGGCUAAUUGCUUCUCGAGGCCUGCUGGCGGCUUGCUUUCCGACGAGAUGGGACGGAGGUUCGGGAUGAGGGGGAGGUUGUGGAGCUUGUGGGUCGUGCAGACAGUUGCUGGGUUGCUCUGUGUGUUGCUGGGCCGAGUCGACUCCCUGUGUGGCUCCGUGCUUGUCAUGUGCUGCUUUUCCUUCUUUGUUCAGGCAGCUUCUGGCGUCACGUUUGGCGUGGUUCCAUUCGUUUCCAAACGGUCACUGGGAGUGAUAUCAGGGAUGACGGGCAGCGGUGGCACCAUAGGGGCGGUGGCGACGCAGCUGCUGUUGUUUUCCGGCUCCAGCAAGUUGUCGACGGAAACGAGCAUCUCUCUGAUGGGUGUACUGAUGAUUGUGUGCACUCUCUCCGUCGCCCUCAUCUACUUCCCCAAAUGGGGCGGCAUGUUCUGCGGCCCCUCCGUCGGCCGCUAUUCCUCCGGUGAAGAAGAACAAGAUCAUUCCGCUUUGCUUGAUUAAUUAAAUAGGCUUCUUGAUGUGUGGAAAGAGCUUUUAGGGUAACGCCCGGAAUGAUUUCUUUCAGUGUAGUGUUAAAUAAAACCCCUGUGAUGUCACAAAUUGGGAAAACUAGUGCCGUAGUGUAGUAUGCUUAUCUUUUAAUAUAAUAAAUAUGUAAGAAAUUUUCAAUUUUACCA